Neurospora tetrasperma FGSC 2508 is the source of this 3289-nucleotide messenger RNA. RefSeq lists its product as uncharacterized. Bases 50 to 3022 code for a protein of 990 amino acids. Gene Ontology annotation, cellular component: spliceosomal complex. Gene Ontology annotation, biological process: regulation of mRNA splicing, via spliceosome. NCBI's taxonomy places the organism in Eukaryota, Fungi, Ascomycota, Sordariomycetes, Sordariales, Sordariaceae. The record is from RefSeq and is a predicted model, not a curated record. Gene Ontology annotation, molecular function: RNA binding. The transcript has 6 exons.
CUCACACAGUCUCUAGUCCAUAUCGGCGAAUGCUGCCUUGCUGAGGCUGAUGCAGGGACGAAUGGACCGAAGGGAGCGGAUGGAGUCUUUCCAUCACGUUCAUGCCCGCCCCAGCAUGUCUAUGCCUAAGCACAUGCCCAUGUCCAUGCCACUGGGCACCCCAAGGCGCGAAAGACGCACCAGGGACCCAGAAACGCCAGAAGAAGAAGAAGACUCUUCGCCCUUUCCUGAUGUUGAUUGGCCACCCGAAGACGAUCUAUCCUCUGCCCCGUCGCCUCAUGGGAGACACCAGGACUCAGACGACUUCUCCGACCAUACAAGACCUUAUCCUCGCCAUACAAGGGCCCCAAGCGUUGAGGAAUUAUCGUCCACUGCGCGCUCUUCGUCAUCUUUCAUUGACAUAGGUCGCCCUACCCGGCCCCGAGUAUCUCACAGUGCUGGCAUGCACCUUCGUGACGACGACACUUUUCCUCCAGAAGCAAGACUCCGUCGGCCAUCCGUUCUCUACGACGAAGACGCAGAAGAGAUCUUUGUACCCCGUUCUAUCAUGGACAACAGAUCGCGGCCGGCGAGCCGUGCCUAUGAUUCCCGCUCACGGUCCAGAAGUCGCUACGACGCACCGCGUAAUAGAAGUCCAUCAACAAAUCGACAGCGUUCUAUGCCAGACUCGAAAUGGUCUCCAAGGUCGUCAUCCGAUAGAGAAACUCAGCUCACUGAUCAUUCUGGUGGUGACGAAAAGCUCGUUCACUAUGGCAUCCCUCAUGCGCCGCCUGCUCCGCCCUCAGUUCACGAGCGUCCGAGCCGCAAGCUACCUACGCCGGAGGUAGGGGAAUCAAGGCCCUACGGGUAUGCGCCCGCAAGCCGCCCUCGUUCACCGUCCCGCGUUCGUGCGCCAUCGAGAUCUCGCGCACAAUCCAGACCUCGUGAUCAGUCUAGACCUGCUUCACCUUCUCGCCGCCGUUCACCCUCAAGGCAUGGCUCGCCAUCUCGGGCUCAAUCUCGGUCCAGGCCGUCUUCUCCAUCACGAGGUGCUUCGCGGGCUCCUUCGCGGGCUCCUUCCAUGAGGCGGGCGCUUAUCAGAACCUCAGGAGCCCUUGAUCACCAAGCUUUGGAUGAUGAAGAAUCCGAUGCGGAAGAUGUCUAUGUACAGGACUUUUCGGAUGACCUACGGUCCCACCCUAGGCUUCAGAGGCCUUCAAGGCAAGACUAUGAGUCUGACGAGUUUUUCCCCGGCCCUUCAUCUUCGAGGAAUCAAUAUUACCCCAGUGAAGCAUAUCCCAACCCGGGACUCAAACGCGCUAACACGUAUCAUGACGUUCCGAGAGGUUCGUCGAAAUCAUACGCUCGAGAGAGCUUUGGCAAAGCUGGUUCCUGCAAACAAUGCGGUGGCCAAUCAGGAGAAGUAGCUCACAAGCUGCCGGACUGCGAUCAUCGUUGGUGCAGUCUGUGCCUCGAACAAGGCUUCUUGUCAUUCAUGGAUGAUCAUGUAGGGAAACCUCCAAUGUGCUGCAAGCGUUAUAUCUCGCCUCAGCUCGUGGACGAUCUGUUUGAUCCCAUCUUCAAGAAGGACUGGGACAGAAAGUUUGUUCAUUCCUCAAUCUUUGCGAGUGGGCGUCCUCGUAGCUUGGUCUGUCCGGAACCGAAGUGCGGUACACCUAUCGGAGACCAGGAUAUACACCUCGAUCGAGAUGGGAGGGAGUUUGGUGAAUGUCGCUACUGCCGUACAGAGCCAAUGCAAUACGCGUUGCUGCACGCUGACCCUCGAUCGAAUCCGUUUACCUAUGCAAUGCAGCUGGAGUCUGACGCACAGUCUCCGCGAACGUACCGUUCAAAUGGCGGGCAUUCACGGCCCGUGGCUGCGGUGCACAGUCGACCCCAAAGCUACGAAGAAAGACCGGUGAUGGAUCGUCUGCGAGAAAAACGUAGCGAUGAUCCUCUCAGCCGUAGGUUCCAUGUUCCCGGGGAAUUCGAAGAGUAUGACGAGCGAGAAGUGGACGACGACUAUCGCAGAGGAAGGGAUGACAGAGAUCGUCCUUUGAAACCCGUAAACUAUGUCCGUCGACCUGACAUGGCUGUGCCGCCGCCUCUAGUUCACCGACAUACGGCGCCGCCGCCUGCCCACUCGGUGUUUGAAAGACCAACAACUAACGCCUGGACGGACGCUAUCAUCCCACAUGACUCUGACAGACGGCGUUCCCCUUCACCGGAAAGGUUGCGACCUCGAAUGUCACGCCAUGCAUCACUUGAAAAGGAGAGGCUCCGGGCUCCGUCACUUCCUAGGCAUGCCUAUCCAUCCGAUAGGUGGGCAGAUGUACCUCCCGAGCUUGGAGGUCAGUUCCGGCCCCGAUCAUUGGAGAGGCAGCGAACUUCAUCACGACACCGAGAUGCUUCUCCCGACAUGCGCCACGCCCCUUCGUUUGAGAGAGACGCGAUCCGCUCGGCCAGCAGGCGUAGAACGAUGACACCGUCGCUCGAAAAGCGGAAGCUUGCAAGCAGAUUUGAUGCAGACACUAGACAAGGCCCCGGCUACUCUACCAUGGCGGCUCCUCCUAUGAUGGCUGCACCACCCCCUUCCCACGCUGCUACUGCCCCGAUUUCGUCUCGGUUUCCCGUCAGCGCGGCUCCACCGCCACCACCACCACCCCCUGGAAUGAAGAGACACCUGACAGAAGAUGACUUCUAUACAACAAGUAGGAGCACUAGAUCGUCGGACCGCGACAGGAUGGCAACGCCUGCAAGACACCACUCGUACCACGAAUCACCACAACAACCUCGGUACCCGGCGUAUUACGAGGGCGGAAUUCCGGCACGUACUCCAAGCGGGAGACGCCGGUCCGGCCAGGCGACGAAAGAACACGUCAAAGAUGACCUCCCGCCGUCGGUCCUUGCUGGGCUAGGGGGUCCCAGCAAAGGUAUGGAACGAGUGCAGGAAUGGAACAAGGAUGCCGGAGAGCGGAUUAGGCACGUCAGGGCUCCUUAUACAGGACGGAGUCGCGAUGUCCGCGACAGGGAUUGGGAGUAGGAUGCCGUGGUAGUUAUCAUGUCUUUACUUUACGACGUUAUGAGAUGACAUUUUUUGGACAUUGGAUAUUUGACGAGACGAGAUGAGCAGUUGGUUUGCGAGGCAAAAAGGUGAUGAGAAUUGAUUGGCCAUCCAACUAUUUUUGAAUUUAGGGAGCAUAACGUUCGUGGCGGAUGGUUCGAAUUGAUCUGGUUCUUAGGUAUGUUCUGAACAGUCAUGUCCACGUGUAGGUACCUCUACCUAUGACAACAGGACACUCAUCUGGAA